Neolamprologus brichardi is the source of this 507-nucleotide messenger RNA. Its product is annotated as acylphosphatase-2-like. Gene Ontology annotation, molecular function: acylphosphatase activity. The record is from RefSeq and is a predicted model, not a curated record. NCBI's taxonomy places the organism in Eukaryota, Metazoa, Chordata, Actinopteri, Cichliformes, Cichlidae.
GAGAGAGGUUUAAAUAUCAGAGAUAAAAAUAUCUCGCUGCGCAAACAUGAUUCCGUGUGUGCUUUUACUUUGUCUCCUUCACGCCAUCAUGGCUGAAAACAGACUCGUCUCCGUGGACUUUGAGGUCUUCGGGAACGUGCAGGGAGUGUGCUUCAGGAUGUACACGGAGGAUCACGGGCGCAGUCUGGGGCUCAGCGGCUGGGUGAAGAACACCAGACAGGGCACCGUGAUUGGUCAGGUCCAGGGACCGUGGGACAAAGUCAGUGACAUGAAGCACUGGCUGAAGAGCGUCGGCAGUCCGAGUUCCCGAAUUGAUCGAGCCGUGUUCUCCAACGAGCGAGACAUUUCCAAAGUAGAGAUCCACGGGUUCUCGACUCGCUACUGAGCACGCUCACACACCUGAUCUGCAGCUGACGACAAAUCUGACAGUACUGAUUAUUGAUUGGUGACAUCACUGUUUCCAAUGUUUAUUAUGAUCAGAGAAAUAAAGUGUAAAGAUUUACUGUU